Molecule: messenger RNA, 693 nt
Organism: Eruca vesicaria subsp. sativa (arugula)
Lineage: Eukaryota; Viridiplantae; Streptophyta; Magnoliopsida; Brassicales; Brassicaceae
Source: the annotation of a GenBank genome assembly
AUGGAUUCUACUCGCUUUGAGCACAAACUCUCUUUUUGUCUGGACGGCUUCAAUCCGUCUAGAGCCCAGCUAACGUGUGGGGAAGUUAUUCGCGCAAGAAUUGAUUUCGAAACAAACUCAACCUCAAUCUCUCUUCCCGACCAAACCAUCGGUCCUAACACCGACCCUAUUCCCCUCUACACUCCAAACACAAACGCCCGCAUGGUCCGUUUAUCCAGCGGAGUCAAAACCACCGAACGCUCCUCUACGUCGAGUUACUCGCUAAACUGCAUGGGAAUCUUCAAACUCAUGACGAAGCGCUUCGGUGCUAGCUACACCAACUACUCCAAUCUCAUGACCGAUAUCGAGUCAGAUAUCAUGUCAUCAACAUCGAGAGGCGAAGCAGUGCGUCACGUCAAGAUAUUGAAGGUUAGAACUGAGGUUUCUAAACUCGACAAAGCUUCGGAGAAAUUGGUGUUGGAUAUGAUAGGCCAUAAUCCAAAGAUCGGUGACCAGAAUUGUUAUGUAUCCACUGGAUGCGUGAUUUGCAUGGAGGAUUAUAAAGUAGGGUCAGUGGUGGGGAAGUGUCCUUGUGGUCAUGACUUUCAUGGAGUUUGUAUCAACGAGUGGUAUCAUAUCAAAAAUGAGUGUCCCUUGUGUCGAAAUCAUCUCUCUCGUUCAUCAUCACCCUUUAGACUUUUACUUUGUUUAUAG